AUGGCACGUAGUGUAGGCGAGGUUCAGGCGUUCUUGUGUGAAGUGAAGGAAGAGGACAUAGCAAGAAGACAAAAUAGUAGGGUGACGGCCGACUUCGAGGUCGUGUCCACGAUAUACGUCUUGGAUUUAGCUUACGAUUCCUGCAAGCAGAGGGAGGACGGCUACCACGUCAACAUCAAAAGGCUUGCGCGGUACUUCGAGGUCUUGCAGACCAUCAAGGAAGUGCUAGAAGUAUUCGAGGGGUUAUUUGGUUUGGAAUUUGAGACCAUCAAGGCUAGUGUCUGGCAUGAAGAUGUCAAGGUUUAUUCCGCCUGGGACAAACGAAGCUAA
Molecule: messenger RNA, 330 nt
Organism: Talaromyces proteolyticus
Lineage: Eukaryota; Fungi; Ascomycota; Eurotiomycetes; Eurotiales; Trichocomaceae
Exons: 2
Coding region: 1-330 (109 amino acids)
Biological process (GO): proteolysis; peptide metabolic process
Cellular component (GO): mitochondrial intermembrane space
Molecular function (GO): metalloendopeptidase activity
Source: RefSeq, a predicted model, not a curated record